This is a messenger RNA of Centruroides sculpturatus (bark scorpion), 686 nucleotides long. RefSeq names its product ninjurin-1-like. Lineage: Eukaryota; Metazoa; Arthropoda; Arachnida; Scorpiones; Buthidae. Bases 185 to 610 code for a protein of 141 amino acids. The record is from RefSeq and is a predicted model, not a curated record. The transcript has 4 exons. Gene Ontology annotation, biological process: cell adhesion; tissue regeneration. Gene Ontology annotation, cellular component: membrane.
UUAAAUAGGGGCAAGUUUCCGGAUGUUAGACACGUGAAAAAAUCCGGGAAACUCCACGUGGUCAGCCAAUUAGUUAAGUGGGAACACGCCACAAACUACCAGUGUUCAGUGUCUUUAUCCACUCGGCCACUGAUGGGACAACUCUAAUCGACAGAUAGAGGGACCAUUUCCAAGGAAGUCGAGAAUGGCUGACGCUAAUGCGGGUAAACCCGACGAACCAACUAACAAAGCCCUGUUAGAAGUCGAGGAACCGGUAGUAAAACCAAAAACAUGUAAGCCGAUGGAUGUAAAUCUGUAUGCCACCAAGAAAAGUGUAGCGCAAGGGAUGUUAGAUAUUGCAUUAUUAACGUCGAAUGCAUCUCAGUUGAAAUAUUUAAUGCAAGAACCAAAGAAUGCUUCGUACUACAUCGCAAUCGUAUGUCUUUCCAUAUCCAUAACUUUACAGAUUGUAGUAGGGAUACUACUAUUGUUUAAUGCCAAAUAUAACAUCAAUAAGACUCAUCAACAAUCUAGAGCGGAAUUAAUGAAUAAUUUAACAACGAUCGGAGUUUUUCUGAUUACAGUCGUCAACAUCCUAGCCUCGUCCUUCUCGGGUUCAAACGAACCAUAAACUCUUUUUUCUAUUGUACAGGAUGUACAGUAUUUAUCCAUCCAUUUUGUUAAGAUAUAAAUUCGUGCAAAUGUCA